Molecule: messenger RNA, 1455 nt
Organism: Tympanuchus pallidicinctus (lesser prairie-chicken)
Lineage: Eukaryota; Metazoa; Chordata; Aves; Galliformes; Phasianidae
Product: cyclin-F-like
Exons: 7
Source: RefSeq, a predicted model, not a curated record
AUGUGCCUUUGUCUCCCACAUAUACCUACUAUUGUGGACUACAAAGAAGUGCUGUCAAACAUAGUCUCACUGGAGGGAAGAACUCUUCACCUUUACAGCUUCAUUUGUGAGCUGUCUCUCCUAAACACGAGCCUUUUCGGGUACUCCCCAGCUCGGCUGGCUGCUGCAGCACUGCUGCUGGCUAAAAUCCUGCAUGGCCACGCACAUCCCUGGACCAGCCAGCUGUCUGAGUGCACUGGGUUCUCUCUUGAAGACCUGUUGCCGUGUGUGCUGCGCCUUCACCAAAAAUGUUUCCAUGAUGAGGUCCCUAAGGAUUACAGGCAGGUGUUGUCUCACUGCACUUAAAGACAAUCUGAAGAUGAGCAUUAUGACAAAAUAGGCCAAGAAAAGGUGAUGAGCUACAGCCAGCUCUGUUCACUGCUGGGUGUGAAGCAGGAGGACCUGAAACCCAGUCCCCUGCACACAAACGUCAUAGAAAUUAAAGCUUUCUUUAGCUCUCCCUCUGGAAAGAGAUCUAAAAGGAGGAGGGAAGACAGCGCUCAGGAUGACAGGGGCAGCCUGGUGACUACACCUACAGCUGAGCUGUCCACCCAGGAAGAAAGUCUUCUGGACAGCUUCCUGGACUGGAGUUUAGAUUCCUGCUCUGGUUAUGAAGGUGAUCAGGAAAGCGAAGGUGAGAGAGAUGGAGAUGUCACCAGUCCCAGUGGAAUCCUGGAUGUGACAGUGGUGUACAUGGAUCCAGCAGAGCACUGCUGUCAGGACUCCAGUGAUGAGGACAGCCUCUCUGUCGAGGGUCCUGGGCACGCAGCACCGCCGAGGAAGGCCGGGACUCCAGAUGAAACUCGCAGAGUUUUUUCAGCCUGUGUUGCCUCAAGAAAUCCCAGCUGUGAAGGGAGCUCAGGCUACUCUUCUGUCAGCGGUGCCAGUCCUACAACUCCACAGCUGCCUUUUACAGAAGCACCUCUCAAACCCACCUCAGCACUGUCUGUCCAUCACAUUAGACUAAGCAACAGCUGCAGAGCCAUUCAGCACAGGGGUUCCAUGUCACUGUUGAGGUGCUGCUGAAAGAAGAGUCUCAUUUCUAGAAGCCAAAGCUGCUUUGGUGGAUGAUCAAUUGUCCGCAAAAGUUUCCAGAAUGGGAAGGAAGGGUGUAGGUGAGGAGCUCCUCAGAUGUGUGCUUUCCAGACUUCAGUCAGUCAGCAACUGGUGUUCUGCUGUCAGGGUCCCUGUUUUGAUAGCAGUCAGCAUGGAGAUGGCUCGUGACAUUGUAAGGCCAUGGUGAUGUGACCCUAAAAAUGUCCUGUGGUGACCAAAACAUGGCUGUGUUGAGCAAGGGGAGGCUAUGGCCUGAGAGUUGCCCUACUUGUCAGCACAGGGAUUCUGUGGGGCUCCAUCUUCGGUCUGGUUCUCUUUACUGUUGAUUCUAAUAAAGAUCUGGAAGUUGCAUGAAGUAAA